AUGGGUGGCGGCGACUUGAACCUCAAAAAGAGUUGGCACCCGCAUCUCCUCACCAACCAGCGACGAGUAUGGGAAUCCGAACAGGCGGCGCUUGCUGAACGUAAGAAGACUCAGGAGCGCAUCGCCGAGCUCAAGAAAGAGAGGGCCGAGGAGGAGAUUCAACGACAACUCGAAGCCUCGGGCGCUCGCAAGCGUGUUGACCGAGUCGAAUGGAUGUACCAGGGCCCUACCGACGGCCAGGUCGGUACUGCCGAGGAGAGAGAGGCGUUCCUGCUCGGCAAGCGGAGGAUCGACACCAUCCUCAAGGAUGGCGAGACUAAGAAACUCGAGAAGCACGCGAGCCAAGAGAGCUUUAUGGCGCUGCAGAAUGCCAACAGCGCCCGCGACACCGCAUCCAAGAUCAGAGAAGACCCACUGCUUGCCAUCAAGCGCCAGGAGCAACAGGCCUACGAAGCAAUGAUGACCGACCCGCUCAAGAGGCGUCAACUCCUAGCGUCGAUGGGCAUAGUCGACGAGAAGGAGAAGAAAAAGGAGGAUCGGCACCACAAGCGCAGGCAUCAUCACAGACGGCGACAUCAUGAUGACGACUCAGAUGAUGAACGACGGCACAAGCGGAGAAGGUCAGACUCGAAUGAGCGACCGAGGGAUAAACGAAGAUACGAGUCCGAUGACGAGGACCGAUCCAGGAGGCACAGGCGUGAUUCUAGGGAGAGGCGGCGGCACGACUCUGACGAGGAGGACCGGAGUCGGCGCGACAGGCGCGAGCACAAGGACAGGCGCAGCGGGGAUAAGCGCGAACGUUCAAGGUCUCGGUCCCCAAGGCGCGAUACUUCACGGGAUGGAGACCGGCGGCGGUCACGUCGGGAGGAUGGCGAGGAGCGCCAGAAAGGAUCGCGGCGCGAUUCGGUCGAGGAAGACCGCAGGUCUCGGCGCCCGCGGUCACCUCGAGAUGAUCGGGAUCGCCAACGUGAGGACUAUCGAGCAGAGCGGCGCACUGGAGGUGGUUACAGGGACUCCAACCGAGAUGGGCCGAAUCACCGCAAUGACCGGCCGCGAAAUAGAAACGGAGGUGGAGGCGGAGGCGGCGGCGCGGCAGACGACAAGGCCGCGGAGGAGGAGCGGGCACGCAAACUCGCAGCCAUGCAGGAUGCUGCUUCCGAUCUGGAUCAGGAUCGAGAGCGCCGCCUAGCUGACAUCGAACAGCGGGAGCGUGCUGAACGGGAAGCUGACGAGCAAGCGCGGCAAAAGGAUUCGAAAUAUGGAGAUCGCGCAUUUGCCAACGGCCUUCAUCGUAAGGCUGGAGAUAUGGCACUGGCCGACAGGAUCGGCAGGAGCCGGCAGGGUCUGCAGAAAGAUGAUGAUUAG
Messenger RNA from Thyridium curvatum, 1365 nucleotides. RefSeq lists its product as uncharacterized. The record is from RefSeq and is a predicted model, not a curated record. Gene Ontology annotation, cellular component: U2-type spliceosomal complex. Gene Ontology annotation, biological process: mRNA splicing, via spliceosome. The transcript has a single exon. The coding region runs from base 1 to 1365 and encodes 454 amino acids. Lineage: Eukaryota; Fungi; Ascomycota; Sordariomycetes; Thyridiales; Thyridiaceae.